UCUCUGCCAUCCGUGCCGAAACACUCCCUGCAACAUUUAGGGCUUCUGUUUAAUCUCAAACCUCUUUUGGCUUUUGCUCACAAAUCAAUCACAACAAUUCUUACAUCAAAACACAUAUGCAACCACCAAACGUAUUCCAAAUUGGUUCCAAUUCAGUAAUAGUAACAACCAGAAUUUGAAUAUAUUUGUUUGUUUCCGCUAUUAUCAAGUUCAGUAUGAUGAUCUCUUCCCUCCUUCCGUCUUCGCCUGUGAAUGCGAUUAAGCUCAUUAAUCUUCGUGUUUUUGGGCCUGGUUUGAGUCCUUUUGCUCCGUACAACUUGGCUAAUCAUUCCUCUCGCUAAAGCCCUCCUCUUUUUUUGAUAUUUUCUUUUCUUGGUUCUUUUUUUUUCCAUUCAAUCAUGUAAAUUUGAAGAAAUUGUUACCUUUUUGGGAUCUUACUUACUCGAGAUUCUUCUGGUUUUUUCGCGAAAUUGAAAAAAUAAUACCAACUGCAUUGGAAAGAUUAGAACUUGUUGAUUGUGAGGGAAUUUUUGGUAUUUCGUGUAAAGGUUUCUACCUUGGAGUUUGGUUUAAUUAAGGGGAAAAUAAGAAGAAAGGAAAAUGCAAGGAGGAGGAUUGAGGUAUAGGAGGUUGGAUAUGAGUGGAGGUGAUAUGGAUGAUCGAGGUUGGACUCCUCUUCAUAUUGUUGCUCGUAAAGGUGAUCUGAAAGAGGUCAAGAGACUUCUUAGUGAAGGCAUGGAUGCAAAUGUGACUGCAGGGGGGCCUAAAUCACUUGGUGUCACUCCACUCCAUCUUGCUGCUAAGGGUGGUCACCUCCGAGUUAUGGAUGAAUUGCUUGAGAGAGGUGCCGAUAUUGACGCACGAACUAAGGGUGUCUGUGGAUGGACUCCACUCCAUCAUGCAGCUAAAGAACGAAAGAGGAAAGCAAUCAGAUUCUUGAUUAAAAAUGGUGCAUUCUUGCCGGAUAACAUACAUGAUACCAGGUUCAAUCCUCCACUCCACUAUUGUCCUGGUCUCGAAUGGGCUUACGAGGAGAUGAAGCUGCUACAACUAGAGGGUUCAUCAUCUGGUGAGGCCUCUUACAGCUCGGGAAGCUGAAGUGCAAUGGUAGCAUUUGUUAUUCGUUGCAUGUUCCACGAGGAAGAAAUGUUGAUAGCAUAGAUAUGCAACAGUUGGAUUUGGAGUCUUGAAUAUAUGGUUUUUUUUGGUCGA
Messenger RNA from Nicotiana attenuata, 1212 nucleotides. Its product is annotated as 26S proteasome non-ATPase regulatory subunit 10-like. The record is from RefSeq and is a predicted model, not a curated record. Gene Ontology annotation, molecular function: protein binding. NCBI's taxonomy places the organism in Eukaryota, Viridiplantae, Streptophyta, Magnoliopsida, Solanales, Solanaceae. The coding region runs from base 601 to 1098 and encodes 165 amino acids. The transcript has 3 exons.